GGGUCGCGGGGCCCCGACGCCUUUGUCAGCCCCUUCUGGGUGGUGGCAAAGUCCGACUCAGAGCCCAACAUGGAGCUCCGAAAGGAGACCGUGACGGUCGGGACAGGCGUCAACAAGGUGCAGGUGGGGGUGCCCCAGAUGCAUAACACUUGCGCCCUGUCCGCGGGCGACUUCCUGGUGGUGAAGCCGUGGCCGCGGCUGCAGCCGCGGCCAGCCAAGAAGCUCAGGCCGGCCUGA
This is a messenger RNA of Prorocentrum cordatum, 237 nucleotides long. NCBI's taxonomy places the organism in Eukaryota, Dinophyceae, Prorocentrales, Prorocentraceae. The record is from the annotation of a GenBank genome assembly.